This is a messenger RNA of Poecile atricapillus (Black-capped chickadee), 3733 nucleotides long. RefSeq names its product beta-1,3-glucuronyltransferase 1 (gene B3GAT1). The transcript is spliced from 6 exons. Gene Ontology annotation, cellular component: Golgi membrane. Bases 487 to 1383 code for a protein of 298 amino acids. Gene Ontology annotation, biological process: chondroitin sulfate proteoglycan biosynthetic process; carbohydrate metabolic process. The record is from RefSeq and is a predicted model, not a curated record. Lineage: Eukaryota; Metazoa; Chordata; Aves; Passeriformes; Paridae. Gene Ontology annotation, molecular function: galactosylgalactosylxylosylprotein 3-beta-glucuronosyltransferase activity.
GCUGCGAGCCGGAGCUGCACGGAGGCAGAGCAGGAGCGGGGAGCUCUCCGAGGCUGCUUCUUUGCGAGUGAAACACACACAGGGAUGCGAUGAAGCAGCGUCGUGGUUGCCGCCUGGAUUAAGAAGGAAAACAUUUUUUAAAAAAAAUAGAAAAAACACCCAAAAAACCCAACAAAAAACACCACAAAGCCGGACGCAACAAACGAGGCGAAAAGGGAGGAGAGAAGGAGGCGGAGGCUGCUGGGGGAGCCCGCUCGGAUGGGCGAAGAGGCGCUUUGAAUCGUGCCUCUGUUCCCAGGGAUUAAAGCAUGAAUGGGAGCAGCUUCCCGGCCACGAUGGACAGAGAAGGCGGCUCCGGCUGUGGGAAUAAGGUUUCCUUCCACAUGAGUCCCUGAGGUUCCUGCUGGCAGCUCCAGCAGUGCCCUGCAGAAGUGCUCUCCUGCUCCUGGGCUCAGCAGCCGAGGCCCCUCCAAACCUGCUUCUGCAAUGGAUGAUGGUGGUGACUCCCAGCGUGAUCUCGCUGCAGGCUUGGACUCCAAGGAAUACUGCCUGUCGGACCGGGACAUAGUGGAGGUGGUGAGGACAGAGUACGUUUACACGCGCCCACCCCCGUGGUCAGACACGCUGCCCACCAUCCACGUGGUCACCCCCACCUACAGCCGGCCGGUGCAGAAGGCAGAGCUGACCAGGCUGGCCAACACCCUCCUGCACGUCCCCAACCUGCACUGGAUCCUGGUGGAGGAUUCCCAGCGCCGCACGCCGCUCAUCACCCGCCUGCUGCGGGACACGGGGCUCAACUACACCCACCUCAACGUGGAGACACCCCGCAACUACAAACUGCGGGGGGACAUGAGGGACCCCCGCAUCCCCCGAGGCACCAUGCAGAGGAACCUGGCCCUCAGGUGGCUGAGAGAGACCUUUAACAAAAACAACAGCCAGCCCGGGAUUGUUUACUUUGCUGAUGAUGAUAACACCUACAGCCUGGAGCUCUUCGAGGAGAUGCGCAGCACCAGGAAGGUGUCGGUGUGGCCCGUGGCCUUCGUGGGCGGCCUGCGCUACGAGUCGCCCAAGGUGAACGCGGCGGGGAAGGUGUACGGCUGGAAAACCGUCUUUGAUCCUCACCGCCCCUUCGCCAUCGACAUGGCCGGCUUCGCCGUCAACCUCAGGCUCAUCCUGCAGCGCUCGCAGGCCUACUUCAAACUGCGCGGGGUCAAGGGCGGCUACCAGGAGAGCAGCCUGCUCCGAGAGCUGGUCACCCUCAGCGACCUUGAGCCCAAGGCUGCCAAUUGCACUAAGAUUUUAGUCUGGCACACAAGGACAGAGAAGCCUGUGCUGGUGAACGAGGGCAAGAAAGGAUUCACAGAUCCCAAUGUGGAAAUCUGACUGUGCAUGGCUGAACGGAGACCAACACCAGAUUUCUUCAUGCACAACCUGCAAGGUUCCUCUCCACAGCAUCCACCCAGCCAGCCAGGCGGGAGCCAGCACCUCUGCCGCCUCCCACUUGUGAAAAAACAAGCAACACUGCAUCCAUGAACUGCCCGGAUCCCCUGCCCUUCCUCCUGGCCUCGGGGCACCAGCAGACGCUCCGGAGGUGGAGAAUAAAGCACAGAAAGCCAGGACUGGCAGCUCCCGGCGCGGAGGCUCCGGCUGGGAUGUGGCUGCACCGAGCGGGGGCUGUUUGCCAGCACCUGGGCUGAGGGAGAGCCAUGGCAGUGGCCCCUGGGGACUGGUUUUGCUGAGAAACACGAACCUUGUGGCCAUGUGUGACAGCCUGAGCAGCUCUCUGGCCGUGGAGGGGACAGCUGCCUUCCGAGAUGGCACCUUAGCCCUUAAUUUUAAACCUACUUUAAUCAGUGUUUGUUACGCUGCACAAGACAGGAAAGGUUUGGGGAGGGGGAAAAAACAAGGCAGGUUAGAACAAACCCUUUAAGCAUCACUGUUCUCUGAUUUCCCUCUCCUUUUCCUCCCUCAGUUUCAGUUUGGGGGGCACCCUGAUGUUCCUCUGUGGUCAUGGAAUCAUGGAAGGGUUGGGGAUGGAAGGGACUUCAAGUCCUCUGGUCCAACCCCCUGCCAUGGGCAGGGACACUUUCAGCUGGACCAGGUUGCUCCUGGCCUUGAAUAUUCCCAGGGAUGGGGCAUCCCCCACCUCUCUGGGCAACCGCUGCCAGUGUGACACCACCCCCAGCGUAAAAAAAUGUCCUUAUAUCUAAUAUAUCCUCUUUGGAGUUUAAAACCAUCAACCCUUGUGCUGUCCCUGCUGAAAGGUUUGUCCCCAUCUUUCUUAGAUGGGAUGGAGGGACAGGAUCAGGGAGCUGCUGCUCCAGUUCAGCACUGAUCCUGGAUGGAGUCAUGGCUCCAGCACGUGGUUCUCUAAAAAUGCUAAAUUAAUUGGAGCUGGGGUUUAAUGGCAUUGCUGGGGCCACCCACCGUAAUAUUCAUCCAGACCUUGGUCCUGUUUAGCCCUAAUUUGGUUCCUGUGAGCAUUAGGUGUGGGAUGCUCUGAAGGUAAAUUUCUACUCUUAAAAAAUGAAACUCCUUCAAACUAGGGACUGGAUGCUAAGAGGUGAUUUUAGUGCAUUUCCCAUUUGACUGGAGUGCAUCCUUCAGCCCCAGCCCCUUUUUCUGCUGCUGCAGAGCUGGAGUGAAAAGCCACCCUGGAGCAGCUCCCAGUCCCCUUUGAAGGAGAGAGCAGCACCCUUGGGCAGGGGAUCCUGGGCUCAGGGCUCUGUUUAUCCAACACCUGGUGGUGCUGCCACCCUGGGUGACUCUGUUUGGGACUGCCAAACUUGCUGAGACAAAAACUGAGGGACAACAGGCCCCUUCUCCCCAGCCAAAACCCCUAAAUUCCCUCCCCCUUCAUAACUGUUGUCAAACCUUUGAACAACCCCCCACCACUGUCCUUCAAAAAUUUUGAAGCACAAUUUUACCUCUGAACUGAGGGAAAAAUGUAAUCCUGCAAUAGACUUGGUUAUUUUUAGCCCUAACACAUAGAACUGUUAAAAUGCUCUGGGUUUGGUUAUUGGCUUCACGGUGCAGAAGUCUCCCCUUGGACUAAUGACAUUAUGUAUUUCCUGAUAUUUCAAAGGAAAAUAUUUUUUGUAAGUUAUUUUCUCCCGCUGUAUAUCAGAACCAUUGGGGAAAAGUCACAUUCUUUAGCUCCCAGCCACAGAAGCCUUUACAAAAAUGUUCCUUUUAGAUGCAAUGGCUGAAGCACUACUUGGAAAGGAAGUGUUGGAUGCUGCUGGCUGCUCUAUGGGAACAGGUAUUGUUACCUUGGAUUAAAACUCUGCACUCAAGUAGAUUUAUUCUGUUACUGUACUGGCCUUCCAAGUUCCCUUCAGUCUGCAAACCCUACAGUGGAAAGAGACAUUUUUCAAGGACUACCAAGUUUUCAUAGCAUUGAAAUAGUUUCCAGCUGAUGUCCUCUCCGAGCUGCAUGUUUUGGUUCACUAAUCUGAAUUCCAGUCCCUGCUGGGUUCCAACCUUCCCUCCUUGGAAGGAAAUAACUUGUCAGAAAAAUGCAAAGGAUGGAGUUGUGAACACAGCCCUGCACAUUUGCUCUGGCCACAGGAGCCUGGGCCCUUUCAGCUGUCCCAGAGCUGCCGUGGCCCUGGGGAGCAGAGAUAGGUGUGACAGACCUGGCCAGGAUGGAGUGUGUUCCAGCUGCACUGUCUGUUCUCAGUUUUAAACAAACUGUAUUUAAAUUUGUUAAAUAAAAUGAUGGUUUCUAAGA